This is a messenger RNA of Adineta ricciae, 489 nucleotides long. The record is from the annotation of a GenBank genome assembly. Lineage: Eukaryota; Metazoa; Rotifera; Eurotatoria; Adinetida; Adinetidae.
AUGGAGUCAAUUUAUAAAACUUUAAAACCUUUGGCAAACAUUUAUUUGAUUGCAUUGAUAUGGUUUUUGACAUUUAUGAAUUUCUAUUCAUGUUUAAAACCUAUAAAAGAUUAUGCUACAACAACAGGUUUAAAAACAACACCAAAAAUUUUAGAUGAAUUAUAUUAUUAUACACCAGACGAAGGUUAUCAAAUAUUAACUGCUUUAGAUAUUGGUGGACGAAAUGCUUAUCGCAUCACAAAUUCAUUUGAUUUUAUCUUACCAAUAUUAUUAUUUCUUUCAUUAUCCUUACCUAAUAUUGCUUUAGGAGAAAGAUGUCACUGUCUCAUUAUGCCAUUUGCUUAUAUGAUAUCAGAUUAUAUUGAAAAUAUUGCUGAAAGAUAUGUUUUGGAAAUUUAUCCAAAACGAAAGAUUCAAAUGAAAUAUCAAAUCUAUUUUGAUCAUGUUCGUCUGAUAAAGAAAAAGACUUUCCAUAAAGUUUAUAACUAG